CAAACAUUGACAAAUUUGAAGCAUCUGUUAGUGGUGUUAUUGUGAAAUUAAUUAACGAAAAAUGACUUAAAAGUUUCUUUAUUUGGUAAAAUAACAAGAUUUGUCACAACUUGAAUGACAUAUUUCCAAAAUGUUCCAAUGGAAUUGCUGCAGAACAUGUUUGUGUGAAGAAUCUUUGAGUCCAAUAUUUUCAUUACCAGAACAUCAUGAAAAGUACACUAACAUUGUGUACAUCGCUACCGGAAUUAAGAUUGACAUAAACGACAACCUGCCAAAAGAAAUGUGUUCAAAUUGCAUAAACUUUAUAAACGAUGCGUAUAAAUUCCGUAAAAAAUGCGACGAGACGCAAAAACUGUUGCAAACCAAGUUAGAAGAGAAACAACACUGCAUCAAAGUAGAGAUACAGCCGUAUAACGGAGAACAAACUGCAGUGCUGGACAUCACAGACUUGUUGCCUCCUGAAGAUGAUUAUAAAGACUAUGAGGAAAAUGUUAACGAAUAUGAUAAUAAAUCUAACCCAAUCGAAGAGCAAGUAGAGGAAACAGAGUUUGUAACAAGAGUUCAAGACAUUGUUGAUAAGCCAAUAGAAAUAAUCUUUAAUAAUAGGAAAAAAGGUAGAAGCAAGGAGAAGGCAGUCAAGAAGAGAGUAAAGGAAGAUAAAAAGGAAGUUAAGAAGAGCGAGAGAGUAAAAGAGGAGAUAGAGUGUGAAUAUUGUCACAAGAUCCUCACAUCAAAACUGUCUAUACGGAACCAUUAUAAAAUACACACUGGAUUUGACGUGGUCUGUGAGCACUGCGGCAAGAAGUUCAUAACUCGACGUUUGUUACUGAUGCACUGUCGCGCGAAACACGGCUACGAGAAGACUGACAAGUGUUCCUACUGUGACUACAGGGCAUCCAAUGCUGAACAAGUUAAAAUCCACGAGCGCUUGCACACGGGCGAGCGGCCGUACGUGUGCAAGGAAUGCAACGCGGGCUUCCACCGCAAGAGCAGCUAUCUGCAGCACGUCGCCAUCCAUCUGCCAGAGAAGACCGUCCAGUGCGACCAAUGCUCGGCCCGGUUCAAGUCCGUGACUCUGAUGCGCAUCCACAAGAGCCGGCACCGGCCGCCGCAGUACUCGUUCAAGUGCCGCGUGUGCGACAACUCGUUCGCGCGCAGGCGCAACGUGGCGCGACACCUGCAGCGCAUACACGGCCUGCCGCCGGACCAGGAGCACAUAGACCGGCUGAAGAUCGCGUGAGGGAGCUGGAUAUGGACCAGCGUUGUACACUUGGACGGCUUUACUAUAUGUUUUUUUAGUGCUUUAAAUGACGAGAUGUGCUUGUCGUUCGCUUGAUGGUAAGCGAUAAGUCCAUAAACAGUAGAAACACCAUCUAACACUUGAACUACAAAGUUUUGUUUAAUAUUCCACUGCUCUCGCCAUCCUGAGACAUGAGAUGUUAAGUCUUAUUAUGUCCAGUAGUUACACUGGCUACAAUGUCCUUUAAACUGGAACACAACAGUGACUAUACACUGUUGCUUGGCGGCAGACAUAGACAUUGUGGUGGUACCUACCUACCCAGGCGGACUCUCACAUAUGAGAGACCUACCACCGGUUCCACUAUAUCAAUAUUUCCUAAAGAUUAUCCCUAACAUAGGCUAUUUGUAUCCGGCCUGAUAGCAACCAUAGUAGACAAGGUAAAACCCGCCAUAAUGAUCCAUGUAAGUGACACGUUUCAAGAUCAGUCUGUGUAUAUCCGAUUUAAACAGGCCGGCAUAAUUGUAGCGACUGGCGAGGGGUUAUCUCUCGUCAGUCGACACUAUUAGGACCCCAUUCCAAUUACCAUCAGUUUGCCAUGCUGAUGUAAAAAGAAACGCAGGUCGGUAUAAAUAUAAAAAAACAAUUUUUAUUAUGGUCCUAGGACCUCAUUGGACAUACUAUUAAAUACUGUGGUGGUAUGCCGUGCUGAUAAAAUAUAUGUAGCUCACGGUUAGUAAGAUUUUAGAUUUCACCGUUUUAAUAUAUACAAUUUGGUUUCACUCUGAAGUGCAAUAUCAUUUGAGACGCUGCCAAAUUGAGGUGGGUAGCUUAAGAUACUAUUUAUUUAAUAAAUCCAUAUUACUAUCAUAUCAAAUGUCCUCUUAAGUCUCGAUAUGUGACGAAUUUUGACAAUUGAGUUUUGUUCUACAGCGCCAAUUCUGUUGAGAAAAAGCUCUUAACAUUUUCAAGUGGAAUUAAUCGAAAUAUAGUCUCAUAAAUGAUAAUGUAAUGAAACAACUGCCAAGAUUUAUAGAGCUUCUUCCUACUGAAAAGCGAGAUAUCAACAAUUCCUUCAGUGUUUUAGAUAGGCUUGCUUCGUUGUAAGAAAAACAUUCUUUACUCUAUCCUGCGAGAAAAUCUCGUGUAACCCAGUCUUUAUAGACAUAAACCCUUCUGCUCAUAACAAAAUGCCUUAAACCUUAUUACCUCAUCCCUAUUGUGAAUUUGUGAAUAUUUUACAUCAAAAUCGUGGCAACCAAGCCUUUUGCCAGAAAAAAUAUAUAGGUUAGAAAUUAGUUUAUAGGUAAUUAAGUGAACACUCUGAUGUCACGAGCAUAUAGGCUAUGGUAAUAGCUUUUCUUCAGGCCAUAUGCUUGUUGAACUAGUAUAAUUAUUCGCCGAAAGUGUCAACUGGCCUCGUGGCAGAAAUGUAAAUAAAUAUCUAUCGACUUAUGAAGGAAGGCAUAUUUUCUUUCAUUCGGGUCAUUUUUGAUCAAAUUUAUAAAGUGUGUGAAGUAAAAUUUCUGUGUACCGCGACACCGCCCUGGUGGCCCACUUUAUUUAUAUAUGUUUGGUGUAAUCCGUGGCAGCUAUAUCGCUGGCUCUCUAUUACAAGGUUCUGUGUUAUAUUUGACGUGCAAAUUCAAUCAUGUCGAUUCUAAAUCUC
This is a messenger RNA of Manduca sexta (tobacco hornworm), 2906 nucleotides long. Its product is annotated as gastrula zinc finger protein XlCGF17.1. Gene Ontology annotation, molecular function: RNA polymerase II cis-regulatory region sequence-specific DNA binding; zinc ion binding; DNA-binding transcription factor activity, RNA polymerase II-specific. Gene Ontology annotation, biological process: regulation of DNA-templated transcription. The record is from RefSeq and is a predicted model, not a curated record. The transcript is spliced from 5 exons. Gene Ontology annotation, cellular component: nucleus. Bases 131 to 1240 code for a protein of 369 amino acids. NCBI's taxonomy places the organism in Eukaryota, Metazoa, Arthropoda, Insecta, Lepidoptera, Sphingidae.